Messenger RNA from Ooceraea biroi (clonal raider ant), 1409 nucleotides. RefSeq names its product palmitoyl-protein thioesterase 2 (gene Ppt2). Lineage: Eukaryota; Metazoa; Arthropoda; Insecta; Hymenoptera; Formicidae. Gene Ontology annotation, molecular function: thiolester hydrolase activity; palmitoyl hydrolase activity. Gene Ontology annotation, cellular component: lysosome. The record is from RefSeq and is a predicted model, not a curated record.
AGUGCAGCCAGUGUCAGUUUUUGCUGAUAAAUGCAGUUUGUGAGUUUACCGUGCGGCGUUGAGGCGCAAUGAUAAACCGAAAUUCUGUGAUACAUAUUUACCUGUUUUUAAUAUAUUUAUUAUUGUAUAAUGAAGCAAAAUCAUAUCGCGCUGUGGUCGUUAUUCAUGGCAUACUCACCGGCAGCGACAGUAUGGAACUUAUUGGGAACAGGAUCCAGGAGAUGCACCCUGGAACUCCGGUUUAUAAUACUGUCAGAUUCGCAGGCUGGAGUAGCUUAGAACCAAUGUGGCAACAGGUAGAAGAAAUAGGCACUGAUGUUAUUUCUAUAGGUGCUGCAUUUCCCGAGGGAAUUAAUUUAAUUGGCUAUAGCCAAGGUGGUUUAUUAGCUAGGGCGAUAUUGCAAAGGUUUCCUGAGCAUAAUGUGAGAAAUUUUAUUUCUUUGAGCUCACCGCAAGCAGGGCAGUACGGAACACGUUUCCUGCGUUUAAUCUUUCCAGAUCUAGUAUGCGAGACUGCGUACGAACUUUUUUAUUCACGACUUGGGCAACAUACUAGCGUUGGAAAUUAUUGGAAUGAUCCUCAUCAUCAGACAUUGUAUUAUAAGUACAGCAAAUUUUUGCCAUAUGUGAAUAACGAAGCUGUCAUUGUCAACAACGCUGACUACAAAGAGGGCCUGACUAAAUUGAAACGUAUGAUACUUAUCGGAGGACCAGAUGAUGGAGUCGUCACUCCAUGGCAAAGCAGUCACUUUGGAUAUUACAAUAAUAACGAGACUGUGAUAGAAAUGCGUGACAGAUCUAUUUAUAAAAAUGACACCAUUGGUUUAAAAACAUUAGAUAAACAAGGAAAGUUAAAAAUCAUUACUGUACCAGGAAUUUCUCAUACCGAAUGGCACAAAAAUAUUUCUAUAGUAGAUAAAUUUUUAUUACCAUAUUUAGAUUAAACUUAGUGAAAUGUAAUUAAAUUAAAUUAAAUAGUAAAAUUUAUGAAAUAUAAUAAUUGGCAGUCCAAAGAAUCAUUAUACCAAUUUAUACCAAAUGAUUUAAACAAUUACAAAUUUACUUUUUUCUUACAUUUUCUUGCCUUAUAAUUUGUAUUAAAAUUAGAUUAAUAUAAUUUUAUGAGGGAGAAACAUAUAGCACUAAAUUAUCUUAUGCAUAUAUACUGUAUAAUCUAUGCUAUUCAUUACAACUACAUGCAUCUUUUUUGUAACGGAAUUAUGUAUAUUUACGUGCAUUUACGACGUAAUACUCAAUGUUUUAAAAAAGAUUAUUUAUUAUAAAUAUCUGUAUUUCAAAUUGUUUAUAUAAUGUUUAUAUAUGCCAAUAAGAAAAUACUUGUAAUUGUUAUCAAUACACACUUACAUAUGUAAUUGUUAUCAAUAAAUUUAUUGAGAUUCGUCUAUUAC